This is a messenger RNA of Strongyloides ratti, 501 nucleotides long. Its product is annotated as Serine/arginine-rich splicing factor 3. Gene Ontology annotation, molecular function: RNA binding. The transcript has 4 exons. The coding region runs from base 1 to 501 and encodes 166 amino acids. Gene Ontology annotation, biological process: mRNA splicing, via spliceosome. Lineage: Eukaryota; Metazoa; Nematoda; Chromadorea; Rhabditida; Strongyloididae. The record is from RefSeq and is a predicted model, not a curated record. Gene Ontology annotation, cellular component: nuclear speck.
AUGUCUCGCCGUGACGCAGGUGUAGGAAAAGUUUAUAUUGGAGGGUUGCCAGAUGAUGCUAAGACAUAUGAAUUAGAAGAUGCCUUUUGUAAAUAUGGGAAGAUUCGUAAAGUCUGGGUUGCUAGAAGACCUCCAGGAUUUGCUUUUGUUGAAUUUAUGGAUAAUCGUGAUGCAGAAGAUGCUGUUAGAAAAUUAGAUGGAUCAAAAAUUUGUGGAGUUCGAGUUCGUGUAGAAUUAGCUCAUUGCCAUAAUCGUAUUAGAAAUGAAGGACAUAAUCGUCGUAGGCAUGAUCGUCGUAGUAGAAGCCCAAGAUACAAUAGACGUUCGAGAUCAAAAAGUAGAUCACGUAGCCGUAGCCCACCAAAGAAGAACUCAAAAUCAAGGUCGGAAACGCCAUUAUCUGAAAAGAGAUCGCAAUCUCCUUCAAGUAUAAAAGAUGAAUCCCGUGAAAAUAGUCGUUCAAGAUCUCGUAGUUCUAGCACUGGAACACAAUCUGAAUAA